Messenger RNA from Syngnathoides biaculeatus (alligator pipefish), 2310 nucleotides. Its product is annotated as protein phosphatase 1, regulatory subunit 15B. Gene Ontology annotation, biological process: response to endoplasmic reticulum stress. NCBI's taxonomy places the organism in Eukaryota, Metazoa, Chordata, Actinopteri, Syngnathiformes, Syngnathidae. Gene Ontology annotation, molecular function: protein phosphatase regulator activity. Gene Ontology annotation, cellular component: protein phosphatase type 1 complex; endoplasmic reticulum. The transcript is spliced from 3 exons. The record is from RefSeq and is a predicted model, not a curated record. Bases 392 to 1705 code for a protein of 437 amino acids.
UAAAGGAGGUGGGACCGUGUCUUUUACCGACAGCCGCCCGGUCCAAUCGGAGAGCAGCAUGACGUCGAACUCUGGAUUGACAGUGGUUUGUCCAAUGGGAGCGCAGUCUGACGUAACCUGUUAAAUAAAGGAAGCCUUCCUCGCGACGCUGGCUCAUUUGCCAAUACUGCAGGACAGAAGACUUCAUAGAAACCGACAAAAUGGAGACGCUACUACACGAGAAAGCCUGACAAGGGAUGACUGGGGAAAGCAUGUCGCCAACUUGGCAGAAAAUGAAGAAGCGGCAGCACAGUGACAUAUGUCUGUCUUUGACACGAAGCCAGCUGGUCUUCGACGAAGAGUACCAGAAUACGUGAUAUGAGACGUUUGUUUCCCGCUUGCAUCGGCCAGAAUGUCUCCCGAGGUGACUUGUGAUCGGACACCGAGCACCGCCGCGGCCAUGGAGAGGUUCGGCAACCGGGGGAUGGCACUUCUGCCGUGGACCAAGCAGAUGUUGACGGUGCUGUGGGAGCACCUCUGGGUUCUGGUUCGGGUCAUCUACUGCACUUUCUUGUCUGUUUUUCAGAUGUUUCGCUUUGAAGUGCACUUGCGGAUCACAGACGAGUCGGGCCAGCACAGCCCGUCUGAAUCCUUCCUCUUCUCCUCGCUGUUCGACAGCGAAGCCGGGGUGAUGGUGGGCCACCCCAACGGUCUGACGGACCUCUGCCGCGGCACCGCCGACGACGGACGGACCGCGGCCGAGGCGUUGCUGUCGGGCCUGGCUCCCGACGACAGCCUCUACGUGGGCUUCCGGGGAGACUGGGACAUCUUCCCGACUUUCCCCAAGGAGGCAGUUUUCAGGGAGGAUUCCAAAGCGGACCGGGACGCGGCCGAGUUCGACAGCAGAGAAAGCUGGGCCGCGUGGGAGCCCGUGUCCGCGUGCAACGAGCCUUUCUCGAAAAAGCCCAAAGCGGACACUGGGGAAGACAAAGCCGGCGAGGACAUGUCGGGCCUGAGGAUGUGGGUCAGCCACUCCGACAGCUACUCCAGCUGGUCCAGCUCCGACGCGUCCGUUGCCGACCUGGAGGAGAAUGAAGGCCUCCUGGAUUUCUUCUCCAGGUCCGACGACCCCUAUGACCCCAUGUGCUUCACCGCCUGCAUUGUCAGCAAAGCGCCGCAGCUCGUCUCGGCGACUACCGACCGCAAGGAGACCGGCGGCGUCUCUUCAUCAGAGGACGAGGAGGACCAGUGCCGGUGGCUCGACCGGAAAAACGACCCUUUCCACCCGCUCAACUUCCAAGCCCGUCUCGGCAAUCAGCAGCCUCAAUGUGCCCUACGGCCUCUAAAAGCCACUCCUGCUAAACGCACCCCACCCAAAACACUCCAGAGACAGAACCGACGAGCCGGGCGUCGGCCUGACGACGUCAGACGGGUGCCGUGGAAACGACCCGCACAGAGGCGUCAAUCAACGGAAAAGCGCCAAAGACCUGGCAGUAAAAAAAAGUGCGAGGUGCGCUUCUCUCCAGUGGUGGAGGUCCACGUGAUGUGGGCGUGGCGCUUUGCCACCGCCGCCACCCGCAAAGGACCCUGGGAGGAGAUGGCCCGGGACCGCGACCGCUUCCGGCGCCGCGUCGGCGAGGCGGAGCGGACCAUCGGUUACUGCUUGGAGCCCGCGCACAGAGCCAGGAUGCGAGUGUACGUCGAUGCCCACCGCAACCCGGGUUGAUUUUUUUGGGGGGGACUUCGUCGUUGGUUAUUUAUUUGAUUGAAGUUCACAUUUCACAACUUUAUACCUCCCAAAAAAAAAUGAUUUUUGCCAUUUCUUUUGAGUGUUUAUUGUUGCACUGAGUGACACUUUGUGAAGGUUCCGCUUUUGUGUUUUUUGUCGUGCAUUUGGACCUAACAAUAGGAAAUUUUUUUUUGUAUGUAAUGAAUGUACAACAGCUCAAGUAGACACCAGGAAAAAAAAAUGUAAAAGGGCUUAUUAUCAGCAUUUUUAAAUUAUUUUAUUUAUGGUCUGGUGCAAUUUUUGGGUUCAGUGAAUGUUGUAACUGGGUUAGUUUUUUUUUUUUUUUUAAGUGCCCUUUUAUACUUUCUGAAGCCUUUUGGAACAUUCUGUGACUUUGGAGGCCUAAUAUUAUUAAUAUAUUUUUUACUGAUUAAUAACUGUGAUCAACAAAUACACUAAGCUUAAUAACUUGGAAGUAUUUAUUUUCUUUUGACUGAGUCAAGCGUUGCAUCACACAAACUGCAACAAAAGCGAGCACACUCCCUGCUACACUUGCCUUGUGAACAGACACCCGUCCAAAAUGCCCCCCCGGAGAAAUACAU